Molecule: messenger RNA, 1212 nt
Organism: Prorocentrum cordatum
Lineage: Eukaryota; Dinophyceae; Prorocentrales; Prorocentraceae
Source: the annotation of a GenBank genome assembly
AUGCUCUGCGCGGGGAGGGGCUUUAAUUAUGCUGGUUUGCGUCUGGGAUCUCGACUCAUCGUCUUUCCAGCCUCUAUGUUCAAUGAUAUCUUGGCCUCGCAAGUCAGAUCUCCCACAUCAAGAGCCUUCGAAGGCAAUGCUCUGGUCCACCUCCCGCAAGCUACGAGGGGCAGGAUACUCCAGUCAUUAGCUAGAUCUGUCGAUUCAGAAAUUAACCCUGGUUCAGAUUCCGAGGAUGCCGCUUCUGGUCGAUGUGUAAAUGGAGAUCGGCGCGGUGCCAAUCGAACAGAGUAUGAUUGGCGCCGGGAUGGUCAGCGCAUUGAGUGUAAGAGUGCUAUGAUGUUGUGGGUGCCUUCUCAGGCCAGCUGGCAAUUGCAUUUUGCUGGCGUGAAGCUAGCUCUCCAUGACGAGCUCCUCCUUGUCUGUCUAUGCCCAUGUGCAAUAUACAUAUACCGGCACGACAGACAAUUUGCCGUGAGCAGCCAUGGUUUUAAGACUAGAACCCUCGGGCACCAGAUACUCGUUCGGGGCCCGUCUGGAGUGGAACAGUGGUCAGACGCUCGAGAUGCAAUCUUAGGGAAGCUUGAUGAUGACUCGAAUGGGUGUGCCAGGCUUGCAGUAGUUUCGAAUACAGACGCGCGCUUGGAGGCGCUAUUGCAUGAGACAUGUGGUGUAACGCGACUGGCCUUCAAACAACGUCCUCUUUCGGAUCUCAGUUCAGGCGCUCGUGGGCUGCAUAUCGAAGAACUUGUUCGCCGUGUUGACACACUCUUACACCCAGAGGUUACGGUGAACGCUGCCGCUGCUGGUUCAUGUAGAUCGGUUGCGCGCCGGCGAGGUGCUCACCAGGCAGAGUACGACUGGUGCCGUGGAAACGUUCGGGUUGAGUGCAAGAGUAGCCAGCUACAGUACGAACCGAGUCAAAGACGCUGGAAGUUCAGUUUUUCCAAGAUCAAACUGUCACGCUCGCCCGAGCAUACGGCGCUAUUCGAUGAGCUUCUGUUGGGUCUUUAUACACCUCACGGCGUAUACAUUUAUAGGCAUGAUUUGGUUUUCGGCCUGAGCACAAGCGGCGCAUCUACUGUGGGUAGCGGAUAUCAAGUGCAGGUUUAUGGUCCUAGCGGUGUGGUAGAUUGGAAAGUUGCUCUUGAUGCCAUUCUGCGAAAAUUCGACGCGUCGGGCUGUCAAAGGAUCGCCGUGGUUCAGUGGUGA